ACAUUGACCCGGUGUUUGUUCAGGUGCAUUCUACCGGAGGUACUCUAGUCUCCAGUACAGGAGGAGGUGGUGUACCGGGUACAGAGUACAUUAAACAGAGGAGGGAGAGUACAAGUAUGACGAUGGAAACUAUCCAGCACACACUCUUCAAACAAGAAACUGUUUAUAAAGAGUCAAACUCAGAGUCAAGGAAUAACAGUCGAAAUAUCCCAAUCCAGUUCUCCGGCGAGGCUUCAGCUUGUGUUGCCCAUGGCGAGGGACUAGAUCGACCCCGGGUUGGUCGACAGAACAGUUUCCUAGUCGACUGUAGUGCAGGGGGAAGUAAUGUUCUGUUUGUCGGAGUGUAUGGCCCUGAUACACCCUGUGAAGAGGUUCAUGUCAGACAUGAAGGCAACAAGGAGUACAGGGUGACCUAUUCUCUCCGUGAAGAAGGACAAUAUCUUCUCUUUGUGAAAUGGGGAGAAGAACAUAUCCCUGGUUCACCUUUCCAUAUCAGUGUUUAGUAAUCCAACCUUUCCAUAUCAGUGUUAACUUAACUGGAGAAAUUCAACCUUUCCAUAUCAGUUUUUAAACUAAACCAGAGUAAUCCAACCUUUCCAUAUCAGUGUUUAAACAAAACUGGAGAAAUCCAACCUUUCCAUAUCAGUGUUUAAACUUAAUUAGAGAGAUUCAACCUUUCCAUAUCAGUUUUUAAAACUAAACCAGAGUAAUCCAACCUUUCCAUAUCAGUGUUUAAACUAAAUUUGAGAAAUUCAACCUUUCUAUAUCAUAACCUUUGAAUUAAACUUAAGAAAUCCAAUUGAAACCCUGCAGGUCUAAAAACCUAAAAAUAAAACCCUGAAAGUUUAUAAAUGAACCCCUGCUCAUGUUCAACUAUUGUCCAUGACAAAGUAACCUUUGCUAUUUAUACAAAAUGCAGAGGAAUAUAUUUUUUUAAACUAACACAAAAAGGUCUGUUUUUAAUUUUAUGAAUGCUAAUUCGGAAAGAUUUUAAAGUAGUGCAUGGCAGAAAAUAUGUAAAGAUUUAUUUUUAUUAUUUUGUUUUUGAAUGUUUUGUUAAAUAACAUUAAGCUGAAUGAGAAGGUGCAUUGUAUCCUUGUGAUUAAAACAAAGACGACAUUUUCUUCCCUCCAUUUCUGUUCUGCUGUUAACCGUAGUACUCGGCUCCUGAUUGGCUGUUGGUCCGGCAGUCAGCUGAUGCAUGGUAUUUCAGUGCUGCCUGUCUAAAAUCCCGUUUAAGUUUUGAUCUGGACUUGUUCUUUGUAAAUGCUUGGAUCAAAUCCAGAUCAGGGUCCUAAAACCGGUUUAAAACCGGUCUGAAAACUGAAUCGGGCUUUAUGACUUGAAGCUCAGUUUAUGUCGAAUAGUAAUGCAGGGCAGGAAACCAGUAGUUGUUUUCUCCUAUGUGAUUUAUUUUUCUAUUUUUUGCUUUUUGCUUGUUAAUUCUUGUUAAAUGUUGUAUUUAUCGAUUUACACCGCUUUUAAUAAAUAUUUUUAAAUUAU
Eurytemora carolleeae is the source of this 1503-nucleotide messenger RNA. Its product is annotated as filamin-B. Bases 117 to 503 code for a protein of 128 amino acids. NCBI's taxonomy places the organism in Eukaryota, Metazoa, Arthropoda, Copepoda, Calanoida, Temoridae. The transcript is spliced from 3 exons. Gene Ontology annotation, molecular function: actin filament binding. Gene Ontology annotation, biological process: actin cytoskeleton organization. The record is from RefSeq and is a predicted model, not a curated record.